This is a messenger RNA of Salvia splendens (bonfire salvia), 2100 nucleotides long. Its product is annotated as COP1-interactive protein 1. Lineage: Eukaryota; Viridiplantae; Streptophyta; Magnoliopsida; Lamiales; Lamiaceae. Gene Ontology annotation, cellular component: cytoskeleton. The record is from RefSeq and is a predicted model, not a curated record. The transcript is spliced from 2 exons. Bases 1 to 2100 code for a protein of 699 amino acids. Gene Ontology annotation, molecular function: structural constituent of cytoskeleton; actin binding.
AUGGCAAAGCAAGAAUGGAGCUCCAAGUCGUUUUGCAAUCACAUUGAUCCUGAUAAGGAAGAACAGCUCAAACGAGUCAAAAUAGCGGUUGAGGAUAAAGUGGACAGCAUUCUUAAGAUCAUGAACGAUAUAAACCACGGAAACAAAGAGAGGAACUUGAGGAAAAAGUCGGAAGCAAUCGAACUCAUCCAAGAUUUCCACAAACAGUAUGAAAAACUCUACAUCCUCUAUGAAAAUUUGAGAGAAAAGGUGAAAAAAAGUGUUGAGGUGGAAGACUCUCCCUCCGCUCAGGACUCGGAUGCAGAGCCAAAUUACUGGAAUCGAAACGAUGAAGCGAGCAGUGGCAGUUCAAGAAUGUCAGGAAGAGAGAGCCAAGAAUUUGAAACCUCUGACAUAGAAGAUACUUUGACUAGUGUGAGUGAGGUGACUAAGAUAAUGAACAGCGAACCAGGGUCGCCUUUGGACAUUCUGAGGGACCUUGAGAUUCAACGGGAGAAGGCUGGGAAGACGAACCAGAUGUUGGUAGAGAUAAGAGAUAUGGAGGCACUGAUUGCUGAAUUGAGGAUCGAGGUUUCCACCCUCCGCACACACAAGAAGCGACUGGAAGAGCAAGUGGAGUUGAAGUCCAACGAAGCUGUGCAAGCACAAGACACUAUUUCUGGACUGGGGGCUCAGAUAAUGGAAAUGGAAGCCGAGAGGAAAGAACAAGAAGACCUCCUUAGCUCCUUCAGAAAGCAGUUUGAGGAUGACAAGCAGCUCAACAAGACUAGAAUCACGGAGAUCAAGACUGAGGCGGAAGGAAUGGAGCUCGAAUUGAAUAGUUUGAAGCAUCAGAAAAGUGAAUUGCAAGAAGGAUUGUUGGAGGAAACUAAACACUGGUCAGCUAAAGUCGAUGGCCUAACGGAACAAGUUAGUUUUCUGCAGGAACAACUGGAGACUGUACAUAGCCACAAGGAGGAAAUGAUGCUGGAAAUAAAAAAGAAAUCAGAAGAAAUAUCACAUUACCUGCUCCAGAUUGAAACUCUGAGAACCGAGCUGAGUUCGAGCAAGCAGCGAAUAGCACAGGAGAAAGAAAGCCUGCAAGUUAAGGUACAUGAUUUAGAGUCAGAGAUUGAGUCAUUAAACAGCAGCUUGGAAGAGAAAAUAAGCCAUGAAGCAUCUCAAUCAAGUUUAGAAAGAGAGAAACUAGAAGAAAAAGUGUUUGAACUGCAGAGAACUAUUGCUAUGAGGGAAAAUGAACUAUCAACUGGACACAACAAGUUGAAAUACCUAAAAGAAGGCAUUGAUAUUCUCACGAGCAAGUUGGAAACUUCCGAAAAUGAGAGAACCGGUUUGCAGGUGGAGUUGGAAGCCUCGAAAAAUGACAAGAAACUACUUCAGCGUGAACUGGACAAAGAGAAAGAGCACAAGAAAUCCCAGUUGGAGAAAAUCACCAAAGCAAACUUCCAAAAUGCGGAAAGAAAAAUAGAAGAAAUGGCUGUGGAAUUCCGGAAACAGUUUGAAGACCAAUACAGGAUCCUGAGCCGCAGGAUAAGGGUUGCAGAACAGCUACAAGCUGAAAACAAGGAAUGGUGCCGAAAGACAAGAGACUCAUGCGAGCAAGAUAACAGGGACCUCAAAAUGAUGACAGACAGAACUGCUACUGAAUUAAAGAAUGUGAAGGACUUGACAGUUACAGCAAAUGAAUUACUCACAAUGAUAGACUCAAAGACUUUGAAAUUCAAGGAAUGCACUGCCAAAUUCCAGAAUAGGAUAUUAAAAGCCUCACGCGGCAUCAACUCUGUGAAACAGUGGGCAGCAACGAAGAACAAAUCCAUGUCACACUCGAAAAACAAUUUAGACUGCUUGCUAGCUCAGCUUGAUGACAAGGAAGUCGAGAUAUUGGCAUCCAAAGAGAAGAUCUGCAAGUUAGAAGAUAAGGUGACUAAAUUAGAGAAACUAAUAGAAGAGAAUGAAGAUGAAAUGCAAGUACUUACAGAGGGAAAGAGGGGGGCCAUACGGCAGCUAUGUAUUUGGAUAGACUAUCACAGAGACCGAUCAAAUUUUUACAAGGAUUUGUUGUCUGAAUACAGGAGGCAGGAGAGCAUCUUUAAUGCAUAG